Messenger RNA from Eptesicus fuscus (big brown bat), 5690 nucleotides. It is a transcript of the gene USP8, whose product is annotated as ubiquitin specific peptidase 8. Gene Ontology annotation, biological process: protein K48-linked deubiquitination; endosome organization; Ras protein signal transduction. Gene Ontology annotation, molecular function: cysteine-type deubiquitinase activity. Gene Ontology annotation, cellular component: midbody; extrinsic component of endosome membrane; dendritic spine. The transcript has 20 exons. Bases 178 to 3516 code for a protein of 1112 amino acids. The record is from RefSeq and is a predicted model, not a curated record. Lineage: Eukaryota; Metazoa; Chordata; Mammalia; Chiroptera; Vespertilionidae.
UGAGCUGGGCAGGCUUCGUCGGGGCGGCGAACGCGGUUUGCUCCUGAGGUUGGUGGGACAUGGGCCUUGGGCGAGGAGUCCGGCGUUAGUGAAAGCGCGCCUGGCGCCAAAGAAAAGAACUACUUUUACUGAAGUACACCAUCCAUUGUGAAAGUGGAAAAGUAAGGAUUAUUCAUCAUGCCUUCUGUGGCUUCAGAUCCUAAAGAACUCUACCUCAGUUCUUCACUAAAAGACCUCAAUAAGAAGACAGAAGUUAAACCAGAGAAAAUAAGCACUAAGAAUUAUGUACAGAGUGCCCAGAAGAUCUUCAAGACAGCAGAAGAAAGCAGGUUAGAUCGUGAUGAGGAAAGGGCCUACGUACUAUACAUGAAAUUCGUGACUGUUUAUAAUCUUAUCAAAAACAGGCCUGAUUUCAAGCAACAGCAGGACUAUGUUCAUUCAAUGCUUGGACCUGCAAACAUCAAAAAAGCUAUUGAAGAAGCUGAAAGACUUUCUGAAAGCCUUAAACUCAGAUAUGAAGAAGCCGAAGUUCGGAAAAAACUUGAAGAAAAGGACAGACAGGAGGAAGAGCAACUGCAGAAACAGAAAAGACAGGAAGCAAGAAGAGAGGAUGGUAACACAUCAGCUAAAAAUACUUUGGAAAAUGUAUUGGAUUCCAAAGACAAAACCCAAAAGAUAAAUGGUGGAAAAAAUGAGACCACAGAGAAAGGAUCAAUCACAGCAAAGGAACUAUACACAAUGAUGAUGGAUGAAAACAUCAGCUUGAUUAUAAUGGAUGCUCGAAGAAUGCAGGAUUAUCAGGAUUCCCAUGUUUCAGAUUCUCUAAGUGUUCCUGAAGAAGCCAUCAAUCCAGGAAUCACUGCUAGUUGGAUUGAAGCAAAACUCCCAGAUGACUCUAAAGACAAAUGGAAGAAGAGGGGGAAUGUGGAUUAUGUGGUACUUCUUGACUGGUUUAGUUCUACAAAAGAUUUACAACUUGGAACAACUCUACGGAGUCUGAAAGAUGCACUUUUCAAGUGGGAAACUAAAACUGUCCUGCGCAAUGAGCCUUUGGUUUUAGAAGGAGGCUAUGAAAACUGGCUUCUUUGUUAUCCCCAGUACACAACAAAUGCUAAAGUCACUCCACCCCCACGAGGCAAGAAUGAAGAGGUGUCUAUCUCAUUGGAUUUUACUUAUCCCUCACUGGAAGAACCAGUUCCUUCUAAACCUACUGCACAGAUGCCAUCUCUUCCUCUGGGUGAAAAUAUAGAAUUCAUAAAUGAUCAAGAUGAGAGAAUGAGACAAUUGACUUUAUCAACUUCAAUUGAGCCAAUUGUUACUUCUAAGUCUGAUGUUUCACCCAUAAUUCAGCCAGUGCCUAUUGUAAAGAAUUUUCCACAGAUUGAUCGUACUAAAAAACCAGCAGUCAGAUUGCCUGAAGAUCAUAGAAUAAAAUCUGAAAGUACAGAUCAUGAGCAACAGUUUCCUCAGAAUGGAAAAGUUGUUCCUGAUCGUUCCACAAAGCCAGUACUUCCCCCUCCAACUGCCAUGUUAACAGAUGAAGAAAAAGCUCGUAUUCAUGCAGAAACGGCUCUUUUAAUGGAGAAAAACAAACAAGAGAAAGAACUUCGGAGAAGACAGCAAGAGGAACAGAAAGAGAAACUGAGGAGAGAAGAACAGGAACAAAAAGCCAGAAAGAAACAAGAAGCUGAAGAAAAUGAAAUCACAGAGAAGCAACAAAAGGCAAAAGAAGAACUGGAAAAGAGAGAGAGUGAACAGGUCAAGAAAGAAGAUAAAGAAACCUCAGCAAAGAGGGGCAGAGAAAUAACAGGAGUAAAAAGACAAAGUAAAAGUGAACAUGAAACUACCGAUGCCAAGAAAUCUGUGGAAGACAGGGGGGAAAUGUGUCCCACCCCCGAGGUACAGAAAAAGUCAGUGGGAGAUGUGCCCCAUUCCUCUGUGGCAGGAGAUGCAAGUUCAGGCAAGCCUGUUAAGAUUAAAGGACAGCCAGAAAGUGGAAUUCUAAAGACUGGAACUUUUAGAGAGAAUACGGAAGACACUGAAAGAAAUAAAGCCCGGGAGCCUUUGACAAGAGCACGAAGUGAAGAAAUGGGGAGGAUCGUACCAGGACUGCCUUUAGGCUGGGUCAAGUUUCUUGACCCAAUCACUGGAACUUUUCGUUAUUAUCAUUCACCCACCAACUCAGUUCAUAUGUAUCCACCGGAAAUGGCUCCUUCAUCUGCACUUCCUUCCACCCCUCCAACUCAUAAAGCCAAGCCACAGAUCCCUGCUGAGCGGGACAGGGAACCGUCCAAGCUGAAGCGCUCCUACUCUUCCCCAGAUAUAACCCAGGCCAUCCAAGAGGAAGAGAAGAGGAAGCCAACAGUCACUCCAACAGUCAAUCGGGAAAACAAGCCAGCAUGCUAUCCUAAAACUGAGAUCACAAGGCUUUCUGCUUCUCAGAUUCGGAACCUCAAUCCUGUGUUUGGAGGCUCUGGACCAGCUCUCACCGGACUUCGUAAUUUAGGAAAUACUUGUUAUAUGAACUCAAUACUGCAGUGCCUAUGUAAUGCUACACAUUUGGCUGAUUAUUUCAACCGAAACUGUUAUCAGGAUGAUAUUAACAGGUCAAAUUUGUUGGGUCAUAAAGGUGAAGUGGCGGAAGAAUUUGGCAUAAUCAUGAAAGCACUAUGGACAGGACAGUACAGGUAUAUCAGUCCGAAAGACUUUAAAAUCACCAUCGGGAAGAUCAAUGACCAGUUUGCAGGAUACAGCCAGCAAGAUUCACAAGAACUGCUUCUGUUCCUAAUGGACGGUCUCCAUGAAGAUUUAAAUAAAGCUGAUAAUCGGAAGCGACAUAAAGAAGAAAAUAAUGAUCAUCUUGAUGACUUUAAAGCAGCAGAACAUGCUUGGCAGAAACACAAGCAGCUCAAUGAAUCCAUUAUUGUAGCACUUUUCCAGGGUCAGUUCAAAUCCACAGUGCAGUGCCUCACCUGUCACAGAAAGUCUAGGACAUUUGAGGCCUUCAUGUACUUGUCUCUACCCCUAGCAUCCACUAGUAAAUGUACAUUACAGGAUUGCCUUAGGUUAUUUUCCAAAGAAGAAAAACUCACAGAUAAUAACAGGUUUUACUGCAGUCAUUGCAGAGCUCGAAGGGAUUCUCUAAAAAAGAUAGAAAUCUGGAAGUUACCACCUGUGCUUUUAGUACAUCUGAAACGUUUUUCCUAUGAUGGCAGGUGGAAGCAAAAAUUACAGACAUCUGUGGACUUUCCGUUAGAAAAUCUUGACUUGUCACAGUAUGUUAUUGGUCCAAAGAACAAUUUGAAGAAAUAUAACUUGUUUUCUGUUUCAAAUCACUACGGUGGGCUGGAUGGAGGCCACUACACUGCCUAUUGCAAAAAUGCAGCAAGACAGCGGUGGUUUAAAUUUGAUGAUCAUGAAGUUUCUGAUAUCUCCGUUUCUUCUGUGAAAUCUUCAGCAGCUUAUAUCCUCUUUUAUACUUCCUUGGGACCACGAGCAACCGAUAUAGCCACUUAAGAGUACGUUGUAAGCUAGUUAUCUGUUAGAAGGCUGAGCAACACAACUCUGGAAAUGCUUAUAAAGAUCCUGGACAGCUCUACCUGGCCAUUUAGAGGAAUUGUAAGACCAUGAGAGCUGUGUUACUAAUACCAUAUAUUCCAGGUCAGUGCUAUUAUUAAAAAACCGACCAAUAACAUUUAACAAGUAUUGCAGUAAGCAUUCCUUAGAGAUAUCAUUGACAUCAUAAUAACUUUUUUAGUUUGUUCCAAAGUUAAGUAGCUAUGCAUUAUUAUUCUACUGGUCUAAAAACUGUGUAUCUGUUGUUUUCGUUUUCACUGUUAUGGCCUUUUCACAUUUCUAAACCUCAGCUUGAUCUAUGAAUAUUCUAGAAUAUGAAGCAGAUAGGAAUGUAUGUGUAUAUAUUUAUUGCACACUUGCACAUCAAAUCGAUGUACAUAGUAUCAUAUGUGGUCCUUCCAUGAAAUCUAGAACUCCAGGGAUUGCUUUUUUUCUUUUGGCCUAUUCUGAGUAACUGCAGUGCUUUCUUAGGGAAAUGACAGGGCAAAGCUAUUUUUCUUUUGGCUUUGGGCUGUAUUUGUGCACUAAAUCUUUAUUCUAAAGAAAUAAAUGGAAACUUUUCUCUAAUUUUUUAAAAUGAGAAUUUUCAUUUACACCUAUAUUAAAAUCUUAAUGAGAAAAAUAAUUUAAAACCUUGUAAGUGUUCUGUCUUUAAUUUUAUAUUAUCAAAUAUAGGACAGUAGAACUAUAGAUUUUAUACACACACACUCUUUGUCCCACUACACUGACUUAAAAUUUAGUUCACUUACCUUGUUAGCAUCAGGAUUCAAUUCCACUCUUUUUUCAACUUGACCCAGAACUGCAUCUAGCACUUAGGGUUCUCAGAUUUGGGAGUCAUAAUAAGAUAUUAUACUGAGACUCAUUCUAUCAAGAGUAGUAGAAUUCUUAGAAUUGAGAUAAAAAGGAAUAGGAGUCAUGUAUUACUGCAAAGUGAACUGCAUUAUGAACCCCACGUCUUUACAGAGUAAUGUAUUAAAAGGAAUAGAGGAGCUUAGAAUUUAUCAUUUACCUCUGGGACUCAUUAGUCUAAGAGACAUAGUUUUUUGCUAAAUUAUCUGAUCAAUAAAAUAUUUUCCAAUCACAUUCUUAAGCACACAGCGCCACUAGAACAAAAGUUUUGUUCUAGUAAGUAUUUUUGGAAAAUAAUUUUUUGGAAAUAUACAUCAAAUUAUCAGAUGUUUUAUGAUAAAAAUCCACCCUAAUAAACAUUGAAUUUUGAAGCCUGAACUCACUGCAUAAUCUGCAGUGGUUAGAAGGCCCCCAAUCUAUUAGCAUUGCAUUAUUUUCAAUAUGCCAGGACCCAUUUUCUUGGCUGUAACAUCUAUAAUAAUAAAAGCAUAAUAUGCUAAUUAGACUGGACAGCCGAACGUCCUUCUGGACAAAGCCGAGAAGGCUGCGAGGGCCAAGGGCAGGCAGCUGUGGUGGCCGGCAGCAGCAGCAGCGACAGGGUGAUGGGGGCAGCGCCUACUCCUGAUCAGCCCAGUCGCCUCCCACGGGGAGCAGGCCUAAGCCAUCAGUAGGACAUCCCUGAGGGCUCCCGAACUGUGAGAGGGGGCAGGCCGGGCUGCCCCAGGCAUGAAUUUUUGUGCACCAGGCCUCUAGUAUCUUAUAUAAGGUUGUAUAAUAAUACACCAGAAAGAAAAAUGUCAGUGAUGCAAGUAAGUUGCAAGAAUUUAAUAAGGCAAAACUUAAGUACCAGUUUCUGAUUGCUUGUUUUGCAACUUUCAGGAAACACCAUUUUCCUAGCAUUUUUCUAUAGGUAUAGAAAAGGGCUGGCAGCUGUAGAACAGGAGAUAUGCUGUAGCAGUUUGAACUGAAGUAUCUGGAAUCUCACUGACUCGUGUGUCGUCAAAGCUAAACCAUGCUUGGGUCACUGAGUUCUUGCAGAAAGCAGUGUAAUGGCCACCAUCCAGAUCACCAAAGUGGUUCUAGGAGAGGAAGGAAUGUCAGACUUAGUAUUUACAUGCAAAUACUCCAACUAUUGGGACAAAAAAGGUAGGGCCAAGAAAUCUUUUUCAUAAUUGUCCCUUAUACUAAAUUAAAGGAAAAUGAUAAUUGUGUUCAGUUGAACCAAACAUAUAUUCUGACUUCCAUAUUGUUUUUCUAUUUUUUUU